Messenger RNA from Blepharisma stoltei, 1187 nucleotides. The record is from the annotation of a GenBank genome assembly. Lineage: Eukaryota; Ciliophora; Heterotrichea; Heterotrichida; Blepharismidae.
AUGGAAGCUUCACAAAGUGCCUUAACUCCUCCAACUCAAGUUAAAAAAUACAAAAUUGUCUUUCUUGGCGACAUGGGCGUAGGUAAAACCUCAAUCAUCAACCAGUUCAUGCAUGGCACUUUUAACAACUCUCAUCAGCCUACAAUUGGAAUAGAUUGUCUAUCAAAAACAAUGCAAUUAGAAGAUCGUUCAUUUCGAUUACAAGUUUGGGACACUGCUGGCCAAGAACGUUUUCGAACGUUGAUAAGAAAUUACAUACGAGAUUGUUCAGUUGCCAUUAUUGCUUAUGAUAUCACUCAAAACCCAACAUUUUUAGGAAUCGACAAAUGGGUUGAAGAUGUAAAAAAUGAAAGAGGCGGAGACGUGGUUAUCAUGAUUUGUGGAAAUAAAAUUGACUUGAAUUCUCAAAGAACCGUAACUUCUGAAGAAGGGCAAGCAAAAGCAAAUAGUUUGAAUGUUCUUUUUGUGGAGGUAAGCGCGAAAACUGGAGCUAAUAUCAAAACGCUGUUUGAGAAUGUUGCAAGAGCUCUUCCAGGUCUGAAUAAUGCUCCUACGCAAAGCCAAGCAGAUCAAACGCCAGGAUUAGGAUUAUUAAAGUCAGGCGCUAGUCAUAUUGGUGACGCAGCUACAAAAGACCUCCCGUACGUGGAGGUUCUACCGCUUUUCGGCUCCAGCCCAGAGGAUCUAUCCAUCUUGCGAGCGCCCUUCCGGUACCUUCUGCCUCCUCCUUGCCUUGAGGCUUCAGUCUUGAGUGGGCCGGCUUAUGGAUUUCUGCGGUCCUGCCACGGGCGAUUGGAGUAGCUUGAUUCCAAGGAUCCUUGGAACCUAUUGGGUGUCGAAGUGCUUUUCUUUGAUAGCUACAGGAAAAAGACUGUUCCCCUGUAGCCUGGGACGAAACCCCCAGUUUCUCGGAAGAGGAUUCCCAUGGGUGCUCGGAUCCAAAGGACGCUGUUGAGCACCUACAAGGAAGCAUCCAAAGCCUACCCGGAUACACACCUCUUGAGCCUGCAUUUGAUUCUAGGCUCGGAAUCCGUCCAGUUCGCCGCAGCCAUAAGGUCUGGACUGCUGCCCAAGAGGGCAGGUCGACACGUGCCGCCAUUUUAAUGUAUAUAGAUCAAGUGCCAGGACAAAUAAAAUUGACACCUGGAGCUCAAAGUAAGCCCUCAAAGGGCGGCUGCAAGUGCUAG